Molecule: messenger RNA, 1704 nt
Organism: Pteronotus mesoamericanus
Lineage: Eukaryota; Metazoa; Chordata; Mammalia; Chiroptera; Mormoopidae
Gene: PSMD10
Product: proteasome 26S subunit, non-ATPase 10
Exons: 5
Coding region: 62-742 (226 amino acids)
Molecular function (GO): protein binding
Source: RefSeq, a predicted model, not a curated record
CAGUUGCAGCCGGCUGUGAGAGGUCGUUCGUUUUGCUGUACCGAAAUCCUGGGAAAGCGAAAUGGAGGGUUUUGUGUCUAACCUAAUGGUCUGCAAUCUGGCCUACAGCGGAAAGCUAGAGGAGUUGAAAAAGGAGAUCCUGGCCGAUAAAUCCCUGGCUACUAGAACUGACCAGGACAGCAGAACUGCAUUGCAUUGGGCAUGCUCGGCCGGACAUACAGAGAUUGUUGAAUUCUUGCUGCAACUUGGGGUGCCAGUGAAUGAUAAAGAUGAUGCCGGUUGGUCUCCCCUUCAUAUUGCUGCUUCUGCUGGCCGGGAUGAGAUUGUAAAAGCCCUUCUGGGAAGAGGUGCUCAAGUGAAUGCUGUCAAUCAAAAUGGCUGUACUCCCCUACAUUAUGCAGCUUCCAAAAACAGGCAUGAGAUCGCUGUUAUGUUACUGGAAGGCGGGGCUAAUCCAGAUGCUAAGGACCAUUAUGAGGCUACAGCAAUGCACCGGGCAGCAGCCAAGGGUAACUUGAAGAUGAUUCAUAUCCUUCUGUACUACAAAGCAUCCACAAACAUCCAAGACACUGAGGGUAACACUCCUCUGCACUUAGCCUGUGAUGAGGAGAGAGUGGAAGAAGCAAAACUGCUGGUGUCCCAGGGAGCAAGUAUUUACAUUGAGAAUAAAGAAGAAAAGACACCCCUGCAAGUGGCCAAAGGUGGUCUGGGUUUAACACUCAAGGGAAUGGUGGAAGGUUAAGCAGCUUGGAUUAAUUUUUACUUCAUAUAUUUUGUUGUUGUCCUUAGUGUCCUGGAAACAAAUGUAAUUGUACAUAAGACAUCAUCUAUUAAUAUGAAGGUAUUUUUCACCUUCAAAGUAUUAUAAACACUUUGACUAUUGUUUCUGCUGAGAUAUUUGUUCUAAGCUUACAAUUUGCUUCCCAGGCAUUGAAUAAUGUUGAGAUUGUUCUACUGUUGUAUAUUCUAUAUAGAAUUUUCGUUAAUUUUGAGUAAGUAAUUCUGUGGUUUUUUGUGAGACUUUAGCGCUCUCCCAUGUACCCUGUGUCCUUCUCUGAGGAAGAAUAACCCCAUAGCCUCAGGCCAGUUCUGCCAAAUGUUUUUAGGUAAAUUCUAGAAUGUUCCUUUUGUAUAAUUGAAACACAUCCUAACUUGUUUCUUAAGCUCACUCAGGCCUAUACCAAAAAUUUCUGUUUUUUCAACAGUAUGUUUAAUUUGUUUUUGUUACAGGAGUAAUACUUAUAUAUUUUAGAGGACCAAAUUCUCAGUUGCAAAGCCUGCUAUUCCAAGAUUGGCAUUCAAAAGCACUAAAAUAAUGACAAGUUAUACCCUAUGUACCCAUGUAUCUUUUUAAUAAGAUAUUUUCUUCGAUAAAGUGUCAUUUUUAAAAAGGAAGUUUUGAAGUACUUGUAUUGUCAUCCUGUAUUAAAAAGAAUAUAAAGCUUGUUAACAUGCUAUGUUAUAAAAAUGUAAUUCGAUUUGUAUUUCAGAAACUAAAAAAAUAAAGUGUAGAGAGAGAAAUUCUGCCCUUUUUUCUUUCAAGUCAGUUAAAAACCCACAAAAGACUGAAAGCCCUUCCUAAAGAUAUUUCUCACAUUUUGGAAGUUCUAAAGCCAAUAUAAUUAAUGAAGUUUGGACUGAAGGUAAAAUCUUUUAAAAAUACUAAUUUUAUGAAUUGCUAAUUAAGUGUGAGCCAAAGGAAAU